UCUGGCGUGAGAUUGACAUUCAAACGGCUAGAAUCUAGAAUGGCCACGUUUUUUGAGAACUCCCUGCUGCAGCACAAAACCCGGUAUCAGCUUUUGGCCACGGUAAUAGUUAACAUUAUUACUUUCGGACAUGGAGUGGGUGUGGGUUGGCUCUCGCCGACUCUGACCAAAAUCCAAACGCUCGAUUCGCCGCUGGACUUCGAAGUGAAUCUCGCCGAGAUUUCCUGGCUGGGCUCUAUGCUGGGACUGGGCAGCCUGUGCGGAAACCUGACCAUAGCCCUGCUGAUUGAGAGAGCAGGCAGGAAGUUCGGCCUUUACCUCAUGGCCGGGCCAUAUGCGUGUAUCUGGAUUUUGAUCUACUGCGCCUCCAAUGUGUACUACCUGUACGCAGCGAGAUUCCUGUGCGGAUUUACCGGCGGAGCAGGAUACUUGGUGGUUCCGAUUUUCAUUAGCGAAGUAGCAAUUUCCAGCAUUCGAGGGGCUUUGACUUCGAUGGUGAUGCUAUCCGUCGAUUUGGGAAUACUGGCUGGCUAUCUAAGCACUUAUCUGGCCUAUCAUGUCGUACCCUUCUUGGCCAUUAUCUUGCCCGUUGCCUACUUUAUAGCCAAUAUAAUGUUGCCCGAAACAGCCACGUAUCUGCUGAAGAAGAGCCAGCUGGCUGCUGCAGAGAACUCGUUCAGAUACUACAGGAAUCAGCGGAGUGCAAUUUGCGAGCAAGCCUCAAAGGUCAACUUCGAGGAGCUGCGCACAGCGGUUUUGUCUCAGCACACACGGAAUGCCACGCCACUCAGUUACAAGGACCUCACGACCAAGCCCGCUCUGAAAGGAUUUGCGGCCUCCAUUGUCCUCAGCUUGGGCUACCAGUUCAGUGGGGUUUUCAGCUUCAAUAGUAUGUCGGACAUAUUUAAAGCAUCCGGCUCGGUUGUGGACGUUAAUACGGCCACCAUUAUCAUAAGAUUAGUCCAGAUCGUUGGCGUCUACACCUCGACCAUAUUGGUGGACAUAGUUUCUGAUGUUCUGAUGUUGAUCUCCACUAUGGGAGUUGGAGGCUGCAUUGCCUUCGGUUGCUUUACCUACAUGGCCAAAAUCUAUGAUCUCAGCGAUUUCAAUUGGCUGCCUUUGGUGCUGAUGAUUAUCAUUUGUUACGUGGCCAAUAUUGGACUAAUUGGAAUCUUUUUCCUCGUGCUGGUGGAACUGUUUCCAGUAAAGAUUCGCUCCCUAGCCACCUCGCUGUCUGUGAUUUUCUUGAGUUUACUCGUCUUUGGAUCCCUGAAGCUGUUUCCCCUGAUGCUUCACUACUGGGGCAUAUCCUAUACCAUGUGGUUCUCCGCUGCCUCUGCACUACUUACGUUCUUCUACUUCUGGCUGUUCCUGCAGGAAAGUCUAUGAUUGAGGAUUAGCAAGUAGCUGAAUUUCAUCUGAAGCCUUUAACUCCUUCAAAAUCAACUGCAAAGUCACAUGCUUAAUUUGUGAAUGCAGGUUUUUUAUUUGUAAUUAAUUAACACAGCAUGUGCAAUUUUUGCAUUUAUUUGUAUAAUGUAAUAGAAAUGAAAGGAUUCAUUUUCUAGUAUUUGUCAACCCUGCGCUAAAAAUAAUGUGCAAUAAGCACGAAACAAAAAAAUACACAAUUCUGGUUUAAAAUUUGCAUUGGUUUGCUUGAGCCAUCGAAAAGCAAACAUUAAUUUGCGAUUCCCAUGAAAAUUAUGAGUUAAAUUUUGUAAACGAUGAAAGUGAUGACUUUUGUGUUAAUAUCAUUAUUUAUGAACAUGAUAUUCCAGAUGUUAAUGCUAUAUGGUACGUUCUCAGGAGGUUUCCGCCUCCGCAGGCAUUUAUAUGUUUCGUAAGAUAUAUUCAAGUGUUACAAUAAAACUCAAAAUAUCUUCAA
This is a messenger RNA of Drosophila sechellia, 1885 nucleotides long. Its product is annotated as facilitated trehalose transporter Tret1. The record is from RefSeq and is a predicted model, not a curated record. Gene Ontology annotation, cellular component: membrane. Gene Ontology annotation, molecular function: sugar transmembrane transporter activity. Lineage: Eukaryota; Metazoa; Arthropoda; Insecta; Diptera; Drosophilidae. Gene Ontology annotation, biological process: carbohydrate transport; transmembrane transport.